AUGCUCUUCCCUGCUGGUCUGAGGGUCCUAAUUCUUGUCGGCCUAGUCCAUCAAACUUGCAGUGCCAAGGAUGGUCAUCACUGUCCUCCUUCCUCCUGUGGCAAUAUCUGCAACAUAAGCUAUCCGUUUCGAUUUGAAAGCGACCCAGAAAAUUGCGGCAAUCGAAGGUAUAAUCUGUCAUGUGAGAAUAACCGAACAGUAUUAUCCUUGUAUGCAGGAAAAUACUAUGUACAGGAAAUCGAUUACAGCAACUACACAAUUCGAGUUGUAGACUCAGGCAUUCUAAGCCAUAAAAAUGACUCCUUGAUCCCUCGUUAUCCUCUGUACGAAACAAAUUUCAGUUCGGGAGAUCCAUAUACCCCAGAUUAUCCACCAAUAUUUCACUUCCAUGACCGAUAUGUCAUAGCUAACGGGAUAACUGCAAGGGAUUUGGAGGAGUCGUGCCAAAUAGAGCAAAAGUUUCUGGCAACAUCGUGGGUACCAAUUGGGCCAAAUAAUAGUGUUCGAUAUUUUCGGUGUAGAGACUUUUACGAUGCAGCAGUCUACGGCUUUAAACUUUCAUGGUUCCAAGUUACUUGUGAUGAGUUCAUAGAUGGUUCUUGCAAUAUCUAUGACACGAACGAACCCGUUCAGUGCAACCGUCGUCGAAUUGGACUAAAAUUUGGCAUUCCUCACAUAGAAUAUGAUGCAUAUUACCCAACCCCAGGACUAUGCCUUGCACCAAAAGUUGUAUUGGGAACUCCCUGUGUGAUUGCAUUUUUAUUAUAUAAUUGGCGUAGAAGGCAUUUAUCGAUGUAUGAUGUUGUUGAAGAAUUUCUGCAAAGUCACAAUAACCUCAUGCCAAUAAGGUACUCUUACUCAGAAAUUAAGAAGAUGACCAAAAAUUUUAAGGACAAAUUGGGUGAAGGAGGUUAUGGCACUGUAUUUAAAGGAACACUUCGAAGUGGCAAGCUCGUAGCUGUAAAGGUAUUAGGUAAGUCCAAAGCUAAUGGACAAGACUUUAUCAAUGAAGUUGCAACAAUUGGAAGGAUUCAUCAUGUUAAUGUAGUGCAACUAAUUGGUUUUUGCGUUGAAGGAUCAAAGCGGUCUCUUGUAUAUGAGUUCAUGCCUAACGGCUCCCUAAAUAAAUAUAUUUUUUCUCCAGAGGUAAUUAGUACCCUCCUAAGCUAUAACAAAAUGUACGAUAUAGCUCUAGGAGUUGCUUGUGGGAUUGAAUAUCUUCAUAGAGGUUGUGACAUGCAAAUUUUGCAUUUUGAUAUCAAGCCUCAUAACAUUCUUCUUGAUGAGAAUUUUACUCCUAAAGUCUCUGACUUUGGCCUGGCAAAACUGUAUUCAGUAGAUGACAGCAUUGUUUCUUUGACUGCUGCAAGAGGGACAUUAGGAUACAUGGCUCCUGAAUUGUUCUAUAAGAACAUUGGAGGCGUCUCAUAUAAAGCUGAUGUUUAUAGUUUUGGGAUGUUAUUAAUGGAAAUGGCUGGUAGAAGAAAGAACCUGAAUGCAUUUGCAGAGCAUUCAAGCCAAAUUUACUUCCCUACUUGGGUUUAUGACCAAUUGUACAAUGGAAAAGACAUAGAAAUGGAAGAUGUGACUGAGGAGGAAAAGAAUAUGGUUAAGAAGAUGAUCAUAGUUGCGCUAUGGUGUAUACAAAUGAAGCCUAGUGAUCGCCCUUCAAUGAACAAAGUCAUAGAAAUGCUUGAAGGAGAAGUUGAAUGUUUACAAAUGCCUUCCAAGCCUUUCCUGUCAUCAACAGAAAGACCCAUGAUGGAUGUUCAAGAGGAUUCGAAUCAAAUUAGCGCAUCAAUUCAAUCAGAUGAAUCAAGUGAAUCAACUCAACUAAAGGAAGACUAA
Corylus avellana is the source of this 1848-nucleotide messenger RNA. The record is from RefSeq and is a predicted model, not a curated record. NCBI's taxonomy places the organism in Eukaryota, Viridiplantae, Streptophyta, Magnoliopsida, Fagales, Betulaceae.